Marmota flaviventris (yellow-bellied marmot) is the source of this 354-nucleotide messenger RNA. It is a transcript of the gene Apoa2, whose product is annotated as apolipoprotein A2. Gene Ontology annotation, biological process: cholesterol transport; lipoprotein metabolic process; cholesterol homeostasis. NCBI's taxonomy places the organism in Eukaryota, Metazoa, Chordata, Mammalia, Rodentia, Sciuridae. Gene Ontology annotation, molecular function: high-density lipoprotein particle binding; cholesterol transfer activity; lipid binding. The record is from RefSeq and is a predicted model, not a curated record. Gene Ontology annotation, cellular component: extracellular region; spherical high-density lipoprotein particle.
AUGAAGCUGCUUGCAAUGACUGUGCUUCUCCUUACCAUCUGUAGCCUUGAAGGGGCUUUGGUUCGGAGACAGGCUGAGGAGCCAACUCUGCAGAGCCUUUUCUCUCAGUACCUCCAGACUGUGACGGACUAUGGCAAGGACCUGGUGGAGAAGGCCAAGGGCCCAGAGCUUCAAGCCCAGGCCAAGGCUUACUUUGAAAAGACACAGGAACAGCUGACACCCCUGGUCAAGAAGGCUGGAACUGAUCUGAUUAACUUCUUGAGCAAUUUCAUGGACCUCAAAAAAACACAGCCUGCUGAGCAGUGAGGAGAAAGUACCAUUUCUUCCAACCCCAGGGACCAGGCCUAGUGUCCC